CAUGGUGAUGUUGAAGGGUUCUCACACAGUUACCCCAGCCCACCCCACACCUUCCGGCAAAAUCUGGUUAUCGGAAUCCGACCAAGUUAAGCCCUUAACCCAUGCACCCACCGUGUACUUUUACAGACCAACAAACUCCGGCAUCAUUGCCACCACCGCCGACACUUUGAGAGAUUCUCUAAGCAAAGUUCUGGUGCAAUUCUAUCCAUUAGCCGGCCGCCUUCAUUGGAUCGGUGGCGGCCGGUUAGAGCUCGAGUGCAAUGACGCCGGAGCUAAGCUCUUUGAAGCUGAAACCGAUGCGGUUAUCGAUGAUUUCGGCGAUUUCAGGCCGACACCGGAGAUCAGAGAAUUGAUUCCCCGAGUUGAUUACACCAUUCCUAUCAAUGAACUUCCAUUGCUGCUCAUCCAACUCACGAGAUUCAGAUGUGGUGGCGUUGCCGUCGGCGUUGCCAUCUCACAUAUCAUGCUCGACGGCCAAACUGCACUUCAGUUCGUCAAUACAUGGGCGAAGGUGGCUCGUGGAGAGAAGCUUGAGACAACUUUGUUCUUAGACCGGACGGUUUUACAUUCAACUGAACCACCAUCCGCCCCACGGUUCGACCAUGUGGAGUUUAAACCACCUCCAGUCCUGCUCGGCUGCUCUGAUUCGAGUGAGGAGAGAAAAAAGGAGACGACAGUGGCGAUGCUAAAUUUGACGAGAGAUCAGGUAGAGAAGCUCAAGAACAAAGCAAACGAGUGUCGAAUUGAGGAAUCCGGUCGAGCCUUCAGCCGGUAUGAAGCGGUUGCGGGUCACAUGUGGAGGUGUGCAUGCAAGGCUCGAGGUCAUGAACGCGAGCAGCUGACCAAAUUGCGCAUCGUCGUCGAUUGUCGGAACCGGUUACGGCCGUCACUUCCUCAGGGCUAUUUCGGGAAUGCGACAUUUCCGACGACGCCGACAAGCUUGGCCGGUGAGUUGCUGGCGAAGCCGUUGGGUCAUGCGUCGGGAAAGAUCAGAGAAGCAGUGGAGAAGAUGACUGAUGAGUACGUAAGAUCCACCAUUGAUUUUUUGAAAAGUCAAGAAGAUCUGACGCUGUUUAGGACGUCUUUUCAUACGGUUGGGUGUACGCAAGGAGUUUUCUUUGGGAAUCCUAAUCUAGCGGUCACGAGCUGGGUGGGCCUACCGAUCUACGAUGCGGAUUUUGGAUGGGGGAAGCCCAUACACAUGGGCCCUGGUUCGCUUGGGUUUGAUGGAAAGUCUUUUAUCGUUCCUGGUCGGGAUGGGGAUGGAUCAUUCAUCGUUGCGCUGCGUCUUCAGGUGGCCCACAUGGAUGAUUUCAAGAAAUUUUUCUACGAAGAUAUGUAGAAAAGAGAGCUUGGAUCAGGUCUUUCCAUGAGAACCAUUCUCAUUCGGUGAUUGAUCCAUGGAGAUGGAAUUUAUUUAUUUUAUUUUCUUGCAAUAGGUUUUCACAUUGAAUGGAUUUCAUGUGUAGAUUAGACAUUGUACGAGAAUAGCGUACGAAAACUUGAUCCAAGCUCAAAAAGAGAAGAGGAUGGGAUGAAAGAAGUAAAGGGACUUACGAGAUUGUUCUCGUAUGCUCUUGGUCUUGGCAUUGGUUAAGUGUGUGAGGUGAAAGAAUAAGACUUGUAAUGUGCUCAUCAAUUGUUUUGAUUGGUUGAUUGUUGAACAUAUAUGUAUGCAUAUAACCAGUAUUGUGUAGGUUCUACAUAUGAAUGAAAACGAACCUUGAACCUUCGACCUUU
Molecule: messenger RNA, 1740 nt
Organism: Macadamia integrifolia
Lineage: Eukaryota; Viridiplantae; Streptophyta; Magnoliopsida; Proteales; Proteaceae
Product: spermidine hydroxycinnamoyl transferase-like
Exons: 1
Coding region: 2-1342 (446 amino acids)
Molecular function (GO): acyltransferase activity, transferring groups other than amino-acyl groups
Source: RefSeq, a predicted model, not a curated record